Molecule: messenger RNA, 2625 nt
Organism: Planococcus citri (citrus mealybug)
Lineage: Eukaryota; Metazoa; Arthropoda; Insecta; Hemiptera; Pseudococcidae
Exons: 5
Coding region: 255-782 (175 amino acids)
Biological process (GO): regulation of synaptic transmission, cholinergic; sleep; positive regulation of voltage-gated potassium channel activity
Source: RefSeq, a predicted model, not a curated record
ACAAGUUACUAUAGUGGGAGAAAUUAUUCAAGAUAGUAACACUGCUUCUGAACUCAUUGAGUAGUUUGCAAACAAUGCUUAGGAAGCUAAUCAAAUUUUUUCUCGUAAACAAACAAAAACAAAAUAUUUUUGAAAUUUUCAUUUGGCAAAGUGAAAUUUGAAAUUUGAAUGAUGAAGAACUAAUAAAAAUAACUAUUUAUAUGAUCGAAAAAUGUGAUAUAAACCAUUUUCAUGGUUUGUAAAAGCCUUUUAAAAUGAAUUAUAUUAAAUUUGCUGUAUUUACUCUGUGUGUAUUAUAUAAGCUAGAGGAUGCCAGAUCGAUAAAAUGUUACCAGUGUUCAACAGCAGAAGAUCCUGACGGCGAAGACAACUGUGGCGCUUAUGAAGACUUUCGUCGAGAGAAACACGUCGCUGUUGACUGUUCAAGCGAUGAAUCCAAAUCUCCUGGCUCAUUUUGGGAUGGUCGCUGGAGACAAGUCAUCAGGCAGUGUGCGUCGGUGGCGGAAAAUGGAGUAACCGACGUUUGUCAUUGGGGUGUUUUAGAAAAUGGUGUUUAUUGGGAAAAGUGUUACUGCUCCAAAGACGGUUGUAAUUCUUCGGUGAAAAAUAUUGUAUCGAAGAGUUUAAUGUUCUUUAUCUUGAAUAUUUGUGUAAGCGAGUCCGUCCAAGCAUUUCUCAAAAUGCGUCUUCCAUCAACCAGAGUAUUAUGUGAUUUUCAUAGUAUUAUAAGAUUCACGAAGUAUUUAACUGAGUUGAAACCUGUAAACACACGUUCUUCUUGAAUAUGGAAUGAAAAGGUAGAUUCGUAAGUACCAAUGAAAUAUGGCGCGUUGGAGCAAAUUAUUUGUUCAAUAAUUGCUAUUCCACCAAACUUAUACGUUCAAUUGUGUAAGAUAGGUGAAAAGUAACCACUCUGAACGAUGGUAAUAAGCUGCGGAAAAUUUCAGCUACAUCUGCGAUAUAAAGCCAAGUUAGAAUUGCGAAAUGCGAACCAAAAUCCGUUUUAAAAAAUUUACAACAUACCUUCGUUCAUUUCAUCACUGAUUAAAAAUGCCGUGGAUAAAAUACUUUUUGAGCUUUUCUUCUAUCUGUACAGAAGCCCAUUUUAUAUUGGGAACAUCUUUAUAGAUCGGCUUAUAGCGAAAUCUUUUCUUCUUAAAUGUGUGCACAGAUACGGGUUUCCUUUUACUUAUUUAUUUUUCUGAAAAAAUUAAAAAUUAAAUUGAUCAGCGGUGAAAAUCUUCAACAUGAACAUAACGAUAAAUGUGCAUAUUAUAGAGAUUGUAUACCGAUGAAGUCCGUUCAAGUGUGAAACUGGAAUUUAACUGAGUUUGCAUAAAGUCUGAAGCGAUUUGUUUCAAAUUCUCGUUGAACUGCAUACUUUUCCUACAAUUCCAAUAAUCUUUUCCGCCAUAAAAAUCAUGUAACACUACUGCUGCAUGCUCCAACACGAUGAAUCUACCAUUAAAAAAACUAUGUUAUGCAAUUCUGAAUCAAUUUGAUCAGGAAUUAAAUGUUAUGUUUUGUACAGCGUACCUUCCUGAAAAAUUAUUCAAGAGGUUCUCCAAUAGUGAAGCUGGUCCAUGAAAUGAAACACAUUGGAUUUUUUUCACCGGCAUAUUGUAACCAAGCACAGGCCAUUUAUUAUAAAACCUUAAAUCUUUAGCACUAAAAUAACAGUCACGAAUGAAUAAAUAAAUAGGUAGGUAAUUUUAAACGCUGGGAAAACUGAGAAUUCAAAUUUUACAUCAAUUUUAUAUGUUGACAUUCCUCAACUGCCCACUUAUCCUCCCAAGAGUAAUUUCCGAACGAAAUCUCUUUGAAAUGUUGUAGAAUAAGAAUGUGAUCUAUUGCUUCUUUACCAUAAUCUGGAACUCAUUUUGAAAUAAUUCGACAAUGAAAAAUAAACAUAUCGUGUGCGCUAUUAAAAAUAUACCUUCUAAAAAUUCGUACAUUUUGACAACCGGAGCGAAUGAUUUUAAGCUUGAGGCUUGAUACGUCAAAAAACAGAUCCCAAGGAAGUUUGCUUUGAGAAUCGAUUUCAACAGAUCUCCAGUGAGGUAAAUGACUCCAUGGUGGUAAAAUCUGUGGAAUUUGUAAGGAUCAUGUAGGUAGAGGUACUAAGUAAUGUAGAUAUCUCAAAUUAUGAUUUUAAAAAUGUAAAUUUCGAAUCCUGUAUUUACCAAGUGCCAUUUGAUUUCAUCUUGUGGUAAAUUUUUGAUGAAAACAGCUAAUCGCAUGUACACAUCACGUCUGAGGUUGAAACCUUCUGGAGAAUUGACAUCGUACAGUAGGUACCUAUAAGAGAUUAAUGCGAAUUUUUUAUUAAUCUAAAAAUAAAAUAAUUUACCAAAUAAUUUGGAAUUAAAUGACGGGUACUUUUUGGGCAUACGUCUUCGGUGUUCGCUUUUGAAUGACAUUCUUGAGAGUGGAUACAUGUGAUAGGAAACAAAAUUGAAAUAAUGCAAAUCAAUUUGAAUGAAACCACUGUUAACUGUUAAGUUACUAAAGUUUGCCAUCUCCGGUGAAUCACAUGAUGAAGAAAUUGACGCGGUUGUUCAUUCAUUUGUACAAUAUUAUACCUAUACGUAGGUAUGAGUCGCUUUUAUCUUAAAAAUGUAGCAU